This is a messenger RNA of Paramecium octaurelia, 382 nucleotides long. Lineage: Eukaryota; Ciliophora; Oligohymenophorea; Peniculida; Parameciidae. The record is from the annotation of a GenBank genome assembly.
CAAUAGCAAAUAUUAUAAAAAAUUGAAAGGGUGUCGGAAUUUAAGAAUAAAAGACAGUCAUUUGUAAUAACACUGAAAUUUAGUUAGUAGUACCUCAACAACCCUAAUAUAUAUAAUUUACUAGAUAACCCUGCUUAGUUUCAAGCAUUAAUUGUAACAAUCAAAUUUAAACACAUGUUCAAUUAAAGCUCGGCAAGGAUCAAUUACUUAUGGCCUUAAUAAUGUUGUCUGAACUGUUAUGAUAAUUGUUUUAAUCAUUCUUUGUAUUAGUGUUAGCGCUUUUGUUAUUUAGAUGUAGAUGGAUGAUUGCAGAGGUGUGGUUCAUUUAUGUCCAGUUUGCUAGGCUGAAGUGGGGAGGAAAAUUCAUCUUUGAAUGAUUUAC